AUCAAAACAAUAAUGCAGUACUCGGAACAAUUAUUGUCAUAUUUUAAAACCAACGGUAUAAAAAUUUUUGACUAUUCGCAACACAAGAAUCGUAAAUAUAUUGGAAAAGGCGGAUUUGCUAUUGUAUAUUCAGCCAUUUUGGAAGGAGAAGAGCGCGCAUUAAAAAGUUUAAAUAAUAACUUGGGUUUAAAUGAUCAAGAAUUCAAACAAUUCAGCCGCGAG
Molecule: messenger RNA, 222 nt
Organism: Racocetra fulgida
Lineage: Eukaryota; Fungi; Glomeromycota; Glomeromycetes; Diversisporales; Gigasporaceae
Source: the annotation of a GenBank genome assembly